Messenger RNA from Rhincodon typus (whale shark), 633 nucleotides. Its product is annotated as protein TASOR. The record is from RefSeq and is a predicted model, not a curated record. NCBI's taxonomy places the organism in Eukaryota, Metazoa, Chordata, Chondrichthyes, Orectolobiformes, Rhincodontidae. Gene Ontology annotation, biological process: homologous chromosome pairing at meiosis; regulation of double-strand break repair via homologous recombination; synaptonemal complex assembly. Gene Ontology annotation, cellular component: nucleus. The coding region runs from base 1 to 633 and encodes 210 amino acids. The transcript has 4 exons.
AUGAAGCUCAUACAUAAUGUGAAACUCGAGCGGCGAUUUGCAGAGAAGAGGGCUAAGAUGCGUGAAACUGGUAGACGUGGGAAAGAGCUUGAAGAAAACACAUUGUUUUUGGUGACGUCCCACAGUGCAGCUUUGAAACUAUAUCAGGAAGGACUGAACAUUAACUGUUCUGCCAUGAGAGCACUGGGAAAUCCAGCUUGCGGUGUUUAUCUUCAUCGGCAUAUUGAUGUCCUUCUGAAGUACCAUCAGCAAAACAAUCUGCUCACAGAAACAAUUGUGUUUUUCAAGGUACUAUUAGGAAAAGUGAGGACAAUUCCACCGUGCAUGAGAAAGGGGAAGGCUGAAGUGGACCCUACAGCAAAGUUUGACUGUCAUAUGUCCCAAAUUCCACCCAACCUCAAGGACUCAAUUGAGAUGCAGAUCAUCAACUCAGCGGUGUACUUGUAUGAGUUUGAUGCAUUCUGUAAGACGAUGGAAUAUCCAAGGCAAUGCCUACCCUAUGCCCUUGUUACAGUGAGGUUCACAGGUCACAAGGUGAAGACUGCUAUGGCACCUUUGCGGUUUGGUUCCGCAACAACAAACCCUUCACUACAUGGUAAGAGAAUGCAUCAGGUCCAAAGCCCCUUGGCUUAG